CUCUAAGUAUGAAUAAAGGAGAGCCACGGAAGAAAUUUGUGAAUGAAGUUGGGCUUGAACACAGGAGAAAGGAAAUGGGAUCUAUAAGAGAUAGUGUGAAAAGAGUUCAACAGCGGAGUCUCAGUCAAGCACAUUUUACAAUCAAGGAAAAAUGUUGAUGAAGAAGAGAACUCGAUGAAUUUCGUACUGAAAUUGAGCAGCUUAAGAAAGAGCUUAGUCAAGUCAAAACCCACUUAAAACAAAAAUGCCCUAACCCAGAGCUAGAACCUUGAAGACAAAAAAAUAUCAAGAUUGCUCAGAAAAUGUCAAAAUGAGUUAAAAGUUUCAUAAACCCAAAGAAUGACAUUGAGCAUUAUGAAAGUCUCUCAGCGUUAUGUAAUAUUGAGCCCGAGACUGAUCCUCUUAAGGUACUCCGGCCACAUCCAUCGACUCGGAACAAGAUGAUGCCUAAAUUUUUCGAGUCAGAAGAGACCAUCUUCUGUGCUUCUAAUUAUGGGUCUAAUAGAAGGUUCAAAAGUUUUUAUUCAAAACCACCUAUACAAAAGAGUGCAGGGGUGCUGAAAUAAACCAUUCCAGAGGAUGCUCUCGGAGGGCUCCCAGAGCCCUCCGGAAGAUGCCCUAAAAUGAGAAUGCACCCAUAUUAACCAGAAAUGAGGUGCUUACUGAAAGAAUUUGAAGCCAGAAGAUGAAAAAGAUAUGGUUUUUAGACUAAAUAACUCUCGAAUCGAUGAAGAGGAAGAUAGCAGGAUUUAUGCAAUACCAAGAAAUUGGUGGCAAGAAUGGUGAGAUUAUGUUAACAUUGAAGCAACUGACUACUUUGAACAACUCCAGAAAUUAAAUUUAAACUACGAAUCGAUUUCUGAUUCACCUAAUCUCAGAUGUCAAAGUAGAGGAGAUCAGGAGGGUUUAUUAUCGACAAGGAUGAAUUCUCCCUUCGGGAUUCCUCAUUCUGAAGAAGGACAUUACCCUCGGCCUGAUAAGAUCUGAAACCGAUCUCUGAUAUCUGAAGAUAGUAUUCUCUGCUCUCUACCAUUCCAGACAAAGCAUUUAAGAGAGAAUCUAACUAGCGGGCUUGACUAUAUUAAAGUUGAUAGUCACUGCUGGAACUUGUUGAAUCUUUGGUAUGGGAGUGACUACAAAGUAAGGGCGCCAAAAGAGACUUUUGAAUCAAUAGCCUCCUCAAGAUUUAGUCUCUAAUGCUAAAAUUUCAAUAAA
Moneuplotes crassus is the source of this 1215-nucleotide messenger RNA. The record is from the annotation of a GenBank genome assembly. Lineage: Eukaryota; Ciliophora; Spirotrichea; Euplotida; Euplotidae.